Messenger RNA from Cadophora gregata, 964 nucleotides. RefSeq lists its product as uncharacterized. Gene Ontology annotation, cellular component: prospore membrane; ascospore wall; lipid droplet. The coding region runs from base 67 to 924 and encodes 285 amino acids. The transcript is spliced from 3 exons. NCBI's taxonomy places the organism in Eukaryota, Fungi, Ascomycota, Leotiomycetes, Helotiales, Ploettnerulaceae. The record is from RefSeq and is a predicted model, not a curated record.
CCUCAAAUCUCCUCCUCGUUUUCUUUGUCUGGCCCGUUGCGCAUACGCCCCCAAACUCUCUAUACAAUGUCGAACCCCCGUGGAUCAACGGCGAUGGCCCCCCAACCCAUUCGCAAUGUCGUUUCCGCUUCCGCUCUGUAUCCUUUCAAGGGCAUCUAUUACUUCUGCGCCCACCGCGAAUUCUGGCCUCUCUUUGGACGGCGAAUUAUACCCCUCUUGGUGACUUCGAUUGUAGUCCUCGGUAUGCUAUUCACGUUCACGUACCUGCCGCAGGUUGCGUUCCUGGCUAUCUUCCAUGGGCCUAUUGCGUGGUUCAACGCGGUUUUCUUGGUGCUGGGAGAGGGGCAGGUGGUUAUUGCACUGCUGUUUGAAGCCCUGCUCGUGGACGAGACUCUGGUCAAUGUCUUUGAUGCAACCCUUAUCCGCGAAGGUCAAAUUGACCUCGUCUCCCCCUCCAGAAUCCUCUUCCACGACGCCCCCAACUCCGUGAAGAUGCUCGGCAAGCCCACCUCCUCUGCUGUCUACUCGCCCUUCUCCUUCCGCCAGAUCGCCGAGUUCAUACUCUUCCUCCCCCUCAACUUGAUCCCCAUAAUCGGCACGCCAUUCUUCCUAGUCCUGACAGGCGCCCGAGCGGGACCAUUCCACCACUACAGAUAUUUCAAGCUGCGGGGCGCGUCGAGGAAAGAGAAGAAGGACGAGAUUCGCAAGAGAAAGUGGAAGUAUACUUGGUUUGGAACUGUUGCGUUAGUCCUGCAACUUGUGCCGGUGUUGUCCAUGUUCUUUCUAUUGACUACAGCGGCUGGCUCAGCGCUCUGGGCAGUGAAGCUGGAGGAGCAAAAGAAGUUGGUGGCAGAGGCUCCAGUGCCUGUGCCGGGGACAACAGACGAGGAAGCGCCUCCUGCGUAUACUGAUGAUCCUAUUUAGACAUGGACACUUGUCGAUCGUAAUGCCAAUAACCAUUUGA